Molecule: messenger RNA, 2514 nt
Organism: Neopsephotus bourkii (Bourke's parrot)
Lineage: Eukaryota; Metazoa; Chordata; Aves; Psittaciformes; Psittacidae
Gene: GAB3
Product: GRB2 associated binding protein 3
Exons: 10
Coding region: 311-2110 (599 amino acids)
Source: RefSeq, a predicted model, not a curated record
CCGGGGGUGCCGGUGCCGGUGCCGGUGGGUGUCGCAGCCGCCGGCUGCGCGGCGGCGGUCCCCGGGCGCCCAUCACGUGCUCGGUGUGUUGCAUUGUGUUUGAGGCGGAGGGAGGGCUGGCCGUGUCAGUGAUCAAUGUCAUGACUUCCUCCUCGGGCUGGAGCAGUAUCAGAGCACAGCUGAAGGAAGCUGAUUACUGCUGCUUGCAAAUUGGCUGGGAACAAUACACGCGCGCACACAGCCCCGCACACACCCGCACACACAGCCCGCACCCUGGCUCCCGCGUCGCCGCUCCGCGCCGGGGGGGAAGAUGAGCUCGGGGGACGUCGUUUGCACCGGAUGGCUCAUUAAAUCACCCCCCGAGAAGAAACUCAAGAGAUACGCAUGGCGGAAGCGCUGGUUUGUGCUGCGCAGAGGCCGCAUGAGCGGGAACCCGGAUGUGCUGGAGUACUACAGGAACAACCACUCCAAAAAGCCCAUUAGGAUCAUCGACCUCAAUGAGUGCGAAGUGCUGAAGCACUCAGGGCCCAACUUCAUCAAGAAGGAAUUUCAGAACAACUUUGUCUUCAUUGUGAGAACCACCUACCGCACCUUCUACCUGGUAGCCAAAACCGAGGAGGAGAUGCAGAUCUGGGUGCACAACAUCAGCCAGAUCUGUAACUUUGGACAUCUAGAAGAUGGCACAGGUUCAGUGGAGAGCCUGUCUCACACGACCUCAUCCCCGCAGCCAUCACCAGCCACCUCUACCCACGCCUCCCGCAUUGCUGACCCCUCCUUCUCAGUGGACCACACUGCUGCUGAUGCAUCUGCUGCGGAGGAGACCCCCAGCGAGUCGGAGUCGGUCUUCCUCCCCGACUACCUCUUCCUCUCCAACUGCGAGUCGGGCAAGCUCAGCCACAACAGGUGUGACAGCUGGUCAAAUUCGGACAGAUCUCUGGAGCAAACCUCAUCAGAUGAUGUCUUUGUCGACUCCUUGCAGUCCCAGCCUUCCUUAUACCUUGUACAGCCGUCCAGUGCAGGCACUGUGCACCAGGAUGGGGCCCCACUGGCCAAUCCCAGCACCGUGCCAAGGAGCAUAGACGUUAACGGGCCACCCAGUGACAUUUCCUCCUCUUCUCCACUGCUGGGGACACCACUGACUCCAACCUUUCAGAUUGACAAGAGCCAAAGUGUGCUGCCCUACGGCGUGACCCAGCUGGACGUCCUCUCCAACACCCCUCCGCCGCGGCCACCCAAGCCAACCCACUUCUCAGACAGGAGAGGGGAAGAGGUUGGUGGUGUGGCCCUUCAGAAUGGCCACGCAGGGAUCUGCAGGGCUCAGGUUGCUCUGGUGCCCAGGAGGAUCUCCUUGUCCAGCUUAGACAACGUGAGGAACUGGAAAGCAGAUAUGGAAGGCAGCUCCUUAAGAAGUCGGGAUAAGAGGCUUAGCUUAAAUUUGCCCUGCCGGUUCUCCCCACUCUACUCGACUGCUUCAGACAGCACAGAAGACAGCUAUGUGCCCAUGCGCCCCAGCACCUCUCCCUCUGCGCCUGGCUCCGACUGUUCACCCGAUGGCUACAUCCCCAUGAGCCCUGGCUCAGCCACGUUUACCUUCCCUGUCGUCAGCACUGAAAAACUCACCAGCCCCUUACCUGAGCUUCCCUCGGACCUGGAGCCCCCUCCAGUGAACAGAGACCUCAAGCCUCGUAGGAAAUCACGGCCACCUCCUCUGGACUUGAGGAACCUCUCCACAAUCCGGGAGCAUGCUGCUGUGACCAGGAUGUGGACCGUGCCUUACAAUCGAAUGAGCUUUAUCUCACCAGAAAGAGACGGUAUUAAUUCAGCAAGAAUAUUUGCCAAUUCAGUUUCCGGAGAAGAGGAAGAAAGUUACAUUCAUAUGGAACACAGACAGGCAACAUCUCCAUACAGUGGUGCUUUUCCAUGGACAAGGAAAUCUAACCUUGAUUACUUAGCAUUGGAUUUUAAUUCUGCUUCCCCAUCCCCUGUACAGAAGAAACCAUUUCUCUCUGAAGAGCAGAGAGUGGACUAUGUCCAGGUAGAUGAACAGAAGACUCAAGCUUUACAGAACACUAAGCAGGAAUGGACAGAUGAGAGGCAAUCGAAAGUCUGAAGGAAGAUGAUCUGGGAUCUGGAGAGGGUGGGUUUUUUUUUGCACUGGAACCACAAUGUUAAUGAAGCAGCUAUCACAGUAGAGUUCAAAGGCAGAGAGAGUUGUGAGAUGCUACGAUCUGUAGAGGAAUGGCAUUUUUAAUGGAAACCUUUGAUUUCAGCUGGAAAUAGUAUGUUGAAAGAGUGAGUGGUUCACUGAUGAUUAAGUAAUGCAUUACCCUUUUUACUGCCCUUACCAGUAAGCUACAUGGUACCAUUUUCUGGCAUGAUUCUGCGACGAGUCAUACACUUAAUGUUAACAAAUCCACUACAUGUUGCAUUAAUCUAGUUAGUCCCGCCUUCUCCCUCUGUUGCAUAAUUCCUAGUUGCUAAAGCUAUUUUUUUGAUAUUCCUACAAAUACUGCA